AUGAUAAAGAUCGCUGCGUGGAAUAUUAGGGGACUAAAUGCCCUAAUAAAGCAAAAGGAGGGAUGCCAAUUUACCUGGACGCAGAAACCCUGUGGGGGAAAUGGUAUUAUGCGUAAACUUGACCGUAUUUUGGGUAAUUCAGCUUUCAUUUCGAGAUUUGGGGAUGCAGCUGUUGUCUUUGAACCACGGGGAAUUUCCGAUCAUUCUCCGGGAAUCCUUUCUUUCAAAGUUGGUAGGCGUAUUCGACAGCGUGGUUUUAAAUUUGAUAAUAUAGUGACGUCUCAUGUGGAUUUUAUUAAAUCCGUGGAGGGGGUGUGGAAGAAACCUCAUCGAGGCUCUUAUAUGAAAAGAGUGCUCAGGAAAAUGCGAGAUUUAAAAGGAGUUUGUCGGCGGCUUCAUAAUUCUUUUGGUUGUUUGGAUAAACGGGUGGCUAGUUUAAAAACGGAGCUUGAAGUUGCUCAAUUGGCUUGCGAUCUAGACCCUUUUAAUGCUUUGCUGAAGGAGGACAUUGCUCACCUCCUGUUAGCAUAUCAAAAAGCUAGAAAUGAUCAAAUGGAAAUGAUUCGACAAAAAGCAAAGAUUUCUUGGCUAAAUGAAGGUGAUGGUAAUUCAAAGUUCUUCUUUCAUGCUAUGAGAGAAAAACGUCAUAGGAGUCAUAUUGCUACUAUUGUUGAUGCUGCUGGUACGAUUUUCGUUAAUCAAGAUGUGCCUAAAGCUUUUCUUACGCAUUUUGGACCUAUUACGGACAUGGAGAUUCAGACUGCGCUGUUUGAUAUUGGGAAUGAAAAGGCACCUGGUCCUGAUGGGUUUUCGUCAAAUAAAAUUAUUGCUGAUAUGAUGAAAGGUUCUUUGGAUUUUCUUAUUAGCAAGGCGCAAUUUGCUUUCAUUCCUGGUCGUCAGAUAACUGACAAUAUUCUAAUGGCUCAUGAGCUUUAUCUUCUGGGAAUGCUUAAGGGAAUGAGAUUUCAUCUAGUUAUGCUUAACUGGAUUAAAUCUCAAGUCACUUCGCCUACUUUCUCUAUCUGUAUUAAUGGACAACCGGAAGGUUUUUUUCAUGGAAAGCGAGGAUUAAGACAAGGGGACCCAUUGUCUCCUUAUUUGUUCACGGUGGUUAUGGAAGGAUUAUCGAUGAUUCUGACAAAAUGUAUUGAGGAGGAAGUCCAGUUUGCUUAUCAUCAAGGUUGCGCUGAGAUUAAAUUGACCCAUUUAUGUUUUGCGGAUGAUAUUUUUCUCUUUUCUAAAGGGGAAGCAAUUUCAGUUGAAGUGCUAAAACGUGCUCUCCAUUUGUUUGAAGAACGAUCGGGUUUGUCUCCAAGUCUUGCUAAAAGUGAAGUCUUCUUUGGGAAUGUAGGGAUGGAUGUUCAGAAUAUCAUUCGACACAGUCUUCCUUUUCGUCCGGGGGUUUUUCCUAUUCGCUACCUUGGAGUGCCUCUCUCUCCUGUUCGGUUAAAGGUGCGUGAUUUUAACCCUCUUGUGCUUAAACUUAAAUCUCGUUUGAUGAAUUGGAUAAAUAAAUUUCUUUCUUAUGGGGGAAGAAGACAGCUCAUCAUCUUUGUGCUUCAAUCUAUGCAAACCUAUUGGAUGUCGGUAUUUCUUGUGCCGACAACCACUAUUCAUGAGAUUGAGCAGCUAUUCCRUAAUUUCUUAUGGAAUAAAAUGGAGGGUGCUAUGGGUAAAUGUCGAGUAUCUUGGGAUAGGAUUUGUCUUCCUAUUCAACAUGGUGGUCUUGGUUUGAAAAGACUAGCACUCUGGAAUCGGUGUUUACUGUUUAAACAUAUUUGGGAUAUUCUUUCUCAUAGGAAUACUAUGUGGGUAUCCUGGAUCCAGUCUCAUUGUAUUCGAGGCAGGAAUUUUUGGAUUAUAAAGAAAAGGAAUGAAUGGUCGUGGCUUAUUCGAAACCUUUUGGAGUUGAGACCUCAAUGCAGAAGGUUUUUUAUCUAUAAUGUGGGUAAUGGUAUAUCCACUCAUGCUUGGGAAGAUAMGUGGAGUGAGUCGGGUCCCCUUAUCCAUUUGCUCACUUAUAGAUUCAUUAAUGGUCAUGGGUUUCACAAUAAUUCUACAGUGUAUGAUCUAAUGCAACGGUUUGGUACUACUUGGCCAGAGGAUUGGAUUCAGCUGUAUCCCCAAUUGCAAAGUGUUAUGAUCCCACUCCCUACUCAAAUUGAGGAUACGGUCCAAUGGCUUGAUGCUAACCAUCAACGGAAAGCAUUUGAAGUCAAAGUGGCUUGGCAUACAUUACAAGAAGCAAGGCUGAAGGUGCAUUGGUAUAAGGUGGUAUGGAAUAAAGCCUACAUUCCAAAACAUGCUCUGUGUAUGUGGAUGGCUUGUCAAAACAGAUUACCAACUCAAGAUCGCAUUAGUCAAUGGAAACAUGAACCUCCGGACUUGAAAUGUGUUUUCUGUAAUCUUGUGCUUGAAACGCAUAAUCAUUUAUUUUUUGAAUGCACCUACUCGAAUAGUAUAUGGGAGGUCAUUCAGAAGGAAGUUGGGAUAACAAAUUGUCCGAACAAAUGGGAGGACAUUCUUCACAGGGGUUUAUCUCAAGGGUGGAAGUCAUGGUCCACGGUUCAAAAGAUUGGUAUAUCUGCUAUGGUAUACCACAUAUGGCGGGUGUAA
Cynara cardunculus var. scolymus (artichoke) is the source of this 2616-nucleotide messenger RNA. RefSeq lists its product as uncharacterized. Lineage: Eukaryota; Viridiplantae; Streptophyta; Magnoliopsida; Asterales; Asteraceae. The record is from RefSeq and is a predicted model, not a curated record. The transcript is spliced from 5 exons. The coding region runs from base 1 to 2616 and encodes 871 amino acids.